AUGGGAUCACAAGACCUUUUAAUUUCUUCCCAGGCUUCCGCAUCCACUUCUUAUCCUUCUUUGCCACUGCCAGGGAUGUUUCCAGUUGAUUCCAUGCACCACAUUGACGUUCCUCGUUCUCCGUUAGGAGCGGUGGGGAGGUUGCUUGGUGGGUUGCAUACCGCAUCGGCAUUCAAUACAGCUUCCAAGGCGGAUUGGUUUUAUGUUGAGGUUAAUUCCAGGCCCAUGUAUACGAGAACCGGUUCCCCUGCCGUCAAGAAGCACCAAAAUAAUUCCAUGUCCACUUCCUUGAGGUGUGUUGUCUGCAUCACUCGCCCUACGAGCAAAGAAAAUCCAUGA
Trypanosoma rangeli is the source of this 339-nucleotide messenger RNA. RefSeq lists its product as uncharacterized. Lineage: Eukaryota; Euglenozoa; Kinetoplastea; Trypanosomatida; Trypanosomatidae. Bases 1 to 339 code for a protein of 112 amino acids. The record is from RefSeq and is a predicted model, not a curated record. The transcript has a single exon.